Molecule: messenger RNA, 3459 nt
Organism: Coregonus clupeaformis (lake whitefish)
Lineage: Eukaryota; Metazoa; Chordata; Actinopteri; Salmoniformes; Salmonidae
Gene: wdr91
Product: WD repeat domain 91
Exons: 16
Coding region: 83-2845 (920 amino acids)
Biological process (GO): early endosome to late endosome transport
Cellular component (GO): early endosome membrane; late endosome membrane; extrinsic component of endosome membrane
Molecular function (GO): protein binding; phosphatidylinositol 3-kinase regulator activity
Source: RefSeq, a predicted model, not a curated record
ACGAAUUCGAUCACAUGAUAGCCUCGAGAAAAAGAAAACAGGAAAUAUUUCAGCCAGCGCUUUCACUUUGGGGGAGAGAAAGAUGGGGUCAGCUGUCGAAAGGACGGAUGAACAUGUCCGAGAAUACUUGAUAUAUCGCGGUUUCACCAGCACACUGAAGCACCUAGACUCUGAUAUAAAAGCAGACAAGGAGAAAGGAUUCAGAGUGGAUAAGAUCAUUGAUCAGCUUCAGCUGUUCAUCCAUAGCUUUGACCUGAAUGGCCUGAAGGACUACUGGGGCUAUCUGGACCGGAGACUGUUCUGUAGGCUAGAAGACGUCUACAGACCCACAGUCUCCAAGCUACGGACCAGUCUCUUCAGAUACUACGUUGUUUACACUGUACAGUUAAAGAACCUAGAGAAGACCCAGGAGUUUUUCCAGCGUCAGGCUCAGGAUCUGCAGGGCCAGUCGGAGUGGCGUGAUUGGUUCAUCCUGCCGUUUAUCCCCGCCCCCGAGCAGAAUCCCGUCUUCUCGCCAUACUUCUCCCGUCAGUGGUCUGACACCUUCCUGGUCUCACUGCACAACUUCCUCUCUGUGCUGUUCCAGUGCAUGCCCCAGCCUGUGCUCUUGAGCUUUGACGCUGAAGUCCAGAGGACCACUGGUCUACAGGAGGAGAACGAACAGUUCAGACAUGUGCUAUUUUCCCUGCAGGGGGAGGCUAAACUAAAGAAGCAGGAAGAGAUGAUGCAUCACAAACUCCCCCCCUACGUACAAAACAUGGACCGCCUCGGAGACACUGAGCUGGACCUGGUGACGAGCCAGCAUAACCCCGCCCUCACCACCACCCCUUCGAGGAACUUCUUCGCUACAUUCCUGCCCCAGACCAGACGGGUACCUGGCAAGACGCCUCGAGGACUUCCUGGAUCCUCACCAACACAGGCCUCUCUGGGAUGCAAGGACCCCGCAGCCAAUCAAGCCAAGGACCCAUUACCGGUCUCCAAGGAGCCCAGGCCGGUGAAUAGCGCUGGGGGAACCAGCGAGCAGCAGGCCGGGCCCAACUCCCACCCCAGACAGAGACGACACCAGGACCACGAGAAGGAGAGGAAGGAGUUGUUCUCCAAGCCACAAAUUCAGAUGCCUGAAAAGAGAGGGGAGAGUGGGGACCCAGAACCCCACCCUGAGGGCGGGACCACCAGCAGUGACCUGACAGACACUCCUCCCCCCAGCCAGACACUGGUCAGCGGGGAGGGACCGAGGGGCACAGGGGGGCUGGGGGAGGGACAACCCUUCAUCAAGCUCAGUCAGGAAGAGUACGGCGAGCAUCACUCGUCAAUCAUGCACUGCAGGGUGGACUGCUCAGGGAGGAGAGUAGCCAGUUUGGACGUGGACGGGGUCAUCAAGGUGUGGUCCUUCAACCCCAUCAUGCAGACCAAGGCCACCAUCAUGUCCAAGUCCCCUCUGCUGUCCCUGGAGUGGGCCACCAAGCCUGACAGACUGCUGUUGCUGGGCAGUGGUGCGGGUACAGUGAGGCUGUACGACACUGACGCUAAGAAGAACCUGUACGAGAUGGCCAUAGAUGACACUCAUCCACGGAUCCUGUCCCUGGCCUGUAGCCCCAGUGGGACGUCCUUUGUGUGUUCUGCAGCAGCCCACGCUGGACCCGGGCGCUCUGGCAGUGUAACAGAGACGGUACCACGCUGUCCCAAUCCCCUCCCUGUCUCUGGACAGCUGCUGCUGUGGGACACCAAGACUGUCAAACAGCAGCUUCAGUUCUCUCUGGAGCCAGGUCCUGUAGCCAUCAACUGUACAGCCUUCAACCACAACGGAAACCUACUGGUGACUGGAGCUGCUGACGGAGUCAUUCGACUGUUCGACAUGCAGCGUUAUGACUGUGCUAUGAGCUGUUAUAAUGUCUCUCUAUUCUCCAUAGACAUGCAGCGUUAUGACUGUGCUAUGAGCUGUUAUAACGUCUCUCUAUUCUCCAUAGACAUGCAGCGUUAUGACUGUGCUAUGAGCUGUUAUAACGUCUCUCUAUUCUCCAUAGACAUGCAGUGUUAUGACUGUGCUAUGAGCUGUUAUAACGUCUCUCUAUUCUCCAUAGACAUGCAGCGUUAUGACUGUGCUAUGAGCUGUUAUAACGUCUCUCUAUUCUCCAUAGACAUGCAGCGUUAUGACUGUGCUAUGAGAUGUUAUAACGUCUCUCUAUUCUCCAUAGACAUGCAGCGUUAUGACUGUGCUAUGAGCUGUUAUAACGUCUCUCUAUUCUCCAUAGACAUGCAGCGUUAUGACUGUGCUAUGAGCUGUUAUAACGUCUCUCUAUUCUCCAUAGACAUGCAGCGUUAUGACUGUGCUAUGAGCUGUUAUAAUGUCUCUCUAUUCUCCAUAGACAUGCAGCGUUAUGACUGUGCUAUGAGCUGGAGGGCCCAUGAUGGGGAGGUGUACAGUGUUGAGUUCAGCUAUGAUGAGAAUACAGUGUUCAGUAUCGGAGAGGACGGCAAGUUUAUCCAGUGGAACAUCCACCGAUGUGGGGAGAAGCAGUUCGAGCACUCCCUGCCCCAGGAUGCCACGGGGCCCUUUGUGCUAUCUGGGUACAGUGGGUACAAGCAGGUCCAGGUGCCACGCGGACGGCUCUUCGCCUUCGACUCGGAGGGACAACACGUCCUCACCUGCUCCAACAACGGAGGAAUCAUCUACAGGCUGAACAGCUCCAGUGAGAGUGGUCUGGAGAGGGUUCUGCCCCUGGGGGGUCACAAGGCCCCCGUGGUCACAGUGGACUGGUGCUCUGCCAUGGACUGUGGCACCUGCCUCACCGCAUCCAUGGACGGAAAGAUCAAACUCAGCACGCUACUGGCACAGAAGUCCUGAUUUGGUUGAUCGAUUUUUUAAAGUUGUGAGGGAGGGGGCCUCAUUGGAGCGGAGCAUUUUAUUGGAGCGUCACACUUUUGAAGCCGAUGUAUUGCACAGUAGCACACGUCUUAUAAAAUGUAAUACUUUGUACUGACCUAAGGCAGUCCUAUACAGUAGCUCUGGACGGUCCACAAACAUAUCAUGGAUGAAAUGGGGCAUUAGAAAGUCAUAAUUAGAGCAACAUCAACUCAUUCCUUACCUGCAAGUGGUGUUCAGUCCAUGUGAGAGACAAUGUUAUAUUUGAUGCAGUACAGAAGUUGUGCCUACAAAUCUGAACUGGUUAUGAGAUGCCAUGCACCGGUCCUAGGCUGCACUGUGCACCGGUCCUAGGCUGCACCGUGCACCGGUCCUAGGCUGCACCGUGCACCGGUCCUAGGCUGCACCGUGCACCGGUCCUAGGCUGCACCGUGUACCGGUCCUAGGCUGCACCGUGCACCGGUCCUAGGCUGCACCGUGCAGACGUGGGACCAUUUCUUGCUUCUCCGUUUGACGCAGUACUCCUGAUCAGGGGUUGUUUGUUUCAUCAUGUAUGUAUAAUCACUUGUGAUUAUGACAAUAAACAUUUGUAGAUA